Messenger RNA from Asparagus officinalis (garden asparagus), 708 nucleotides. RefSeq lists its product as uncharacterized. Lineage: Eukaryota; Viridiplantae; Streptophyta; Magnoliopsida; Asparagales; Asparagaceae. The record is from RefSeq and is a predicted model, not a curated record. Bases 1 to 708 code for a protein of 235 amino acids. The transcript has 5 exons.
AUGUUGGCCGUAUUUAGUGGCGACCGGAGCCCGACCCCGAAGGCGAGCUCGUCGAAGCUUGUUGACGCCUUCGCUCAACGCUUUCCGUCGUUGGUGAGCACCAACGUCGGAUCUCUGGCGACGAUUUUGUACUCCCAUGAUGCACAAAACUCCUCGCGACAGAGGUCAUUUGCGGUGAAGGAUGACAUAUUUUGCGUGUUUGAGGGGACUCUAGAGAACCUUGGUAGCAUGAAACAAUACUAUGGGCUCGCAAAAAAUGCAAAUGAGGUUGUUCUUAUGAUUGAAGCCUACAAAGCUCUGAGAGAUCGAGCUCCUUAUCCUACUAACCGCAUGCUCGGCCACCUUGAUGGAAGUUUUGCGUUCGUCGUCUUCGACAAGGCCACCUCCAGGGUUUUGGUUGCCUCUGAUCAAGAUGGCAAGGUUCCCUUGUACAUGGGGAUCACGGCUGAUGGAUGUCUUGCUUUCUGUGAUGAUGCUGAGAUACUUAGAUCUGCGUGUGGAAAAUCUCUUGCAACUUUUCCACCCGGGUGCUUCUUCUCAACUUCCAGUGGGCUCACAAGCUACGAACAUCCGAAGAACAAGGUCACAGCAAUACCAGCAACGGAGGAAGAGAUGUGGGGUGCAACCUUCAAGAUUGAGAGACCUCAUGUGAAAGCUACUGAUGUUGACUUAGGAAGAGACUGCAUCCGCAUAAUGGGUACCAUCUAA